Messenger RNA from Rhincodon typus (whale shark), 7716 nucleotides. It is a transcript of the gene col17a1a, whose product is annotated as collagen, type XVII, alpha 1a. The record is from RefSeq and is a predicted model, not a curated record. Gene Ontology annotation, cellular component: basement membrane. The coding region runs from base 135 to 4781 and encodes 1548 amino acids. The transcript has 59 exons. Lineage: Eukaryota; Metazoa; Chordata; Chondrichthyes; Orectolobiformes; Rhincodontidae.
AAGGCGUUCCAAUCAAAUCAGUCAGUGCUCACACCUUCACACACACGAUAAGUGCAGUGUAAAAGAGAGAAAGGAGUACAAUCAGCAGCUCUCACAGACCGACAACCCAGCACGGAGCAACAGCUGAUUAUGAAAUGAGUGCUGAACAAAAUUAUCAGAAGUUGAAUCACGAAGAUCGCAUGGACAGUGGUAUCUUUGAAAUAGAGAACAGCAGAAACAGGAAGAUAGAUGGUGGAAGCUACUCAGACAAUGUUGUCACAGAGGUGAUAACAACAAAAGUGACCUCACUCCCACCACGAGGCACUUACAGCAGCACUGGUUCUUCCUCUCGACGCCAGGUUCUCCUAGGAGGGACUGAUACAGAGGGCACCAUAACCAGCUACAACAGUACACAGGGACGAGGCACCUUCAGUGGAUAUUCAAGAACCAGAUUUCCCAGCUCCACGCUUUCCAUUUCACCAGAUACAACACUGGAACGGAAAACGUUUGUCAGACGGAAUGGAGGAUACGAGGGAAGUUCCAGUGGCAAUUCCUCCCCAGAAUUCUCACGAAAAGAAUUCAGUACCUCAAAUACUAGAGGGAGGAGUCAGAGUCGAGAGAGUGCAAUCCGGGCCCGGCUGCAGAGUGCUUCACCAUCCGGACGAUGGACAGAGUUGGAUGAUGUGAAACGGUUAUUGAAAGGCAGCCGAUCGGCCAGCAUCAGUCCACCUCGCACGACUACUAGCACCCUGCCAUAUCCCAAAAAGGCUGUUGUGGAAACUAAGAUGGUGAGCGCAAGUUCACAGUCAGUGUCUGGGAGAUAUGAUACUGCUAUCCUGAGUGCUGCUUUACCUGCCUACAUCUGGACUACGCCUGUACCGGCCGGUGGCUCCAGUAUCGGAGUGACGGAGUAUCGUAACAACCUCUCCUCGGCUGGGACACAAAUGUUCAAUACAGCAGGAUCCACUUCUCUAAUAGUAAAUGAAAUCCAGAAUAACAAAGCUACAAGCCCAGUGACAGGGACUGUGGGAAUGACCACUUCAACAGUUCAAGGGGUUCAGAACAAUCUAACAGCCGCAUCCAGUUUGGUCACUAGUCCAACACAGACCCAGACUAACUCCAACUCAGCACUGGCGGUGCAGAAAAACCUUGCUUUGAAUUCCAGUGGUGUUACUGGCCAGACUAGCUCCACAGUGGGGACCACAGGCACUGACGACAUUUUACAGAAAGACUACAAGUUUUUGCUGCUGGAGAAGGAAAACACUCCUCCUAAAAAGGACACAGAGCUUCUGAUCAUGACCAAGGACAGCGGCAAACUCUUCACUGCGUCUCCUGCCAGCUUUACUGCGUCAACCACAGAUGAUGGUUUGAAGAAAGAACAGAUAGUGAUGAGCAGUGCUGCAUCGGGGCUCAAGGCUCAUACAAACGGAGGUCUGAAGAUGGCAACUAAGGACAAGGUAACGUAUGCAGAGAUCCGGUCGAGUGAGGAGAAUGUGGGCUCCUUGCCUUCCUGGUGCUCCUGCUGUCGUUGCUGCACCUGGUGGAAGUGGCUGCUGGGACUGCUCUUGGCCUGGUUACUGCUCCUUGGCCUCCUACUCGGCCUCAUUGCACUGGCGGAAGAGGUAAAGAAGCUGAAAAGCCGUGUCAGCGAACUGGAAUCAAGACCAACAUUUGGGAAGCUUCAUUCUGACCCUGUUAAUAUCCCGAAGGAAGAAUGGGAUAGACAGCUGGGCGCGGCAGCUGGUGGCUCAGAAACAAACAUUGAACGUAACAUAUGGACCCGGAUAAAAAACAAAUUAGAGACCCCAGAAUAUCAAGAUUCGGUGAGAGGACGACAGGGUCCUCCAGGGGUUAAAGGUGAUCAAGGAUUUCCUGGAAUGCCAGGUCCAAUGGGUCCUCAUGGAGCCCCUGGACAUGACGGUCAAAGAGGACCGAAAGGAGACGCGGGUGAACGUGGAGAGAAAGGGGCGAAGGGAGCUUCAGGUGAUUCUGGGUCAUUUACGAAAGGAGAGCGAGGUGAACCAGGUCUACCUGGCCUCCCAGGACUACCAGGAACGAAAGGUGCCACUGGAAUGCCUGGUUCUCAAGGUCAUCCAGGAUCACAAGGGUUCAAAGGUGACUCUGGACUUCCAGGCCCUAAAGGUGAAAGAGGAUUGAGUGGCCUUCCUGGACCUAAAGGUGAUGCAGGAGAGAGAGGUGCUCGUGGUUUACAGGGUGAACAAGGUCCUCGAGGGCUGCCUGGUGUCGCAGGAGAACCAGGACAGAAGGGAUCAACUGGUUCUCAAGGAGCUGAUGGUCGCCGUGGCCUCCGAGGUGAACCAGGAGCUCGAGGUUUACCAGGACUACCAGGAAUUGCAGGCCCCCCUGGUCAACCCGGUGCACCAGGAAAGGUCAUUAACUACAGUGGGUCAAAUGGAAAUCCAGUUGUACAGGGACCACCAGGACCUCCCGGACCACCUGGGCUCCCAGGACAAUCAGGCAAGAGUAUUGUUGGACCCCCAGGACCACCAGGACCUGCAGGCCCUAAAGGGGCCUCGGUUGAAGGACCUCGGGGACCACCUGGACUGCCCGGUGCUGCUGGUGUUCCAGGACCUCGAUUAACUGGACCACCUGGACCCCCAGGACCUCCCGGACCUCGAGGUGAAGCUGGUCAACCAGGAUUACCUGGUGUUUCUGGUGGUGGUGAUUCAUACGUUCCUGGCCCUCCAGGACCACCAGGACCCCCUGGACCUCCUGGACAGAAAGGUGACAGAGGUGACAGAGGAGAGGUUGGAAUUCCAGGAGCUCCAGGUAUUCCUGGAAGAUCGUCACGAGUUACAACGAAUGGUGGAAGACUUCAAGGACCCCCUGGACCUCCUGGCCCACCAGGACCACAAGGUCCUCCAGGAGAAUCCGGAUCAACUUUCAGGGCUAAUGUUAGACAGACGGUGAUGGAAUACCUCCAGACUGAUGGUGUCCGCCGAUCAAUUGUCGGACCGCCAGGACCACCCGGUCCUAAGGGCGAUCGCGGAGCAAUUGGACGUCGGGAAUAUUCAGAAAUCUCCACCCAAGUCAUUGACUACAUGAGAAGUUCAGGUGUGGGUUUCGGUGCGAGAGGACCUCCAGGACCCCCUGGUCCUCCAGGAACAAUAUCGAAUGCUGACCUGUCUCUCUACCUUCAGAAUGAGGAUAUCCAACGAUAUCUUCGCGGUCCCCAGGGGCCUCCUGGAGCCCCUGGCCCACAAGGGGAUGGGAUGAGUCGGGCAGAGCUGGAGGCUUACAUCACCGAUUAUACCAGAAGUUGGGUGGCUGGGUCAGGCCGGCCUGGUCCUCCAGGACCCCCAGGAGUUCCUGGUACCCCAGGAUCUAUCUCGCUAUCAGGGGAUCUCAAUGCCAUGCUCCAGGAUGAGAAUGUUCGGCGAUAUUUGAUGGGACCACCAGGACCUCCAGGACCACCUGGUCGCCCAGGUUAUACAGCGUCAGAAGGAACGACCAACAUUCAGCUCAAUUAUGAAGACAUUGCCACCCGUGUCCGUGAUUACAUGAGGAGUUCAGGAAUGAGUUUUGGGGUCCAAGGACCACCCGGCCCUCCUGGAUCACCAGGCACUGUGUCCAGCACUGAGCUGAUGGCUCUUCUACAGACCUCUUCCUUUAGGAGGAUCCUUGGACAGCCUGGACCUCCUGGGCCACGAGGUUUACCAGGACCAGCUGGACCCCCUGGGCUUGGGGGCGGGAACUUCCGCAUUGAAGAUGUCAUUUCCUACAUUCAAAACUCGGGUUAUAGUAUUGCAGGCCCUCAAGGACCCCCAGGACCACCAGGGCCUCCAGGAUCACCAGGAAUUGGAGGAGGUUUAUAUCCUGAAGCUCAGCAGAAAAUGAAGCGCGAGAUUAUUGAAUAUUUCUCAAGUGAUAGAAUGAGACCAUACAUUACUGGACCAGCAGGACCCCCAGGACCCCCAGGACGCAUUGUAUAUUCUGAAGUAGCUCCACGUCUCGCUCGGUAUAUGAAAGAUAAUGGGCUGAUCGAUACUCGCACCAUCAUCAUUGGCGGUCCUGGACGUCACAGAGUACUCUGGCAAGAUGGAACAUAUAGAAAUGAUACCGAACUGGAGAAGUACCUGAGAGAACAUGGAGUUGAUCUGGGGUCAGUGGAUGGAGGACAAGGGAAUGCCCAGGCUGCAGGAGGUAACAGGUGGAGUGUGCACACAUCACAUGGUUCAUCCCAACCAUCACAGGUACCUGGGGCAUCUGGCCGUUCUGUGUUUGAUUGGGAGAAAGCAUUCAAUGGGAACAGGACAGCCUACGAGGAAUAUCUCCGAGAAAAUGGCUGGACUGUGUACAGGUCACCUAGCUCAGGAGGAUCUGGGACAUCUGGCAUUCUCGAAGACAAUUGGGAGAAAUUCUUCAAUGGGAAUAGGACAGCGUAUGAUGAAUACCUGAGAGGUUUCGGUGUACAUUCAGCAGCAUCAGGAGGUGGUGCAACACUUACAAGAGGAGCCAGUCGAUCACACCAUACAUUAUCCAGCUUCUCCAGCCAGUCAGAUGGAUCUGGAGCUCGUCGUGUCUCUGAAACAUCACACAGUUCCUCCAGUCAAUCAACUUCCUCUAGUUCUUCCCAUUCUUCAGGAGGAGUUUGGCAUGAUGGGACCUACAGGAGCGAUGCUGAGUUAGACUUGCAAAAAGGGAAACUUGGGGAAUCUUAUGCUACUUUGCUGUCAGACACCAAUCUCGGGACACAGUCUGAUCAGAAGGAAAGGAGAAGAAAAUCUACAGGUCAGUCUUCGCACAGGAGGACCCAACGACGAGCUCACGGCCUAAAGUGAUGCAGCGACUUGGGUAGAGCAGGCUCAAGGGGCUGACUCCUGCUUCUAUUCUUCUGGCUACAGGCAGUGACUUUGCCUGCAUCUCACCCUCUUUAUUCAGCAGCUUAACAUCAGAAGAAAAACUCAUGCAAAUUUCUUUUCUGUGCCUCUAUAAUACAGCGUGUUAAUCCUGGAUUCUAAUUGCACAGUAAUUGUAACCAUGGAAACAGAUGGACAGCGACGGAUCUGUGGGGAGACUGCUGUAUGAGCUUCCCCUUCCCCAUUCUCUAUUUGUUCCUGGAGCAUUGCCAUUCAAUGCCAGAAAUCUCUGAAACAUUCCAUUUCAGUGGUCACAUGGGUCAUAGAUGAUACUCCAAAGUUUUCCAUUAAUCACCAAACAUUGUUCAAAUUUAAAUAGGAGCAGAAGAAUACCUUCCUCUCCCUGGCGCCUUCUCUGACAUUGAUCACAAUCUUGGCUGACCUUCCACCUCAUCUCCACCUUCCCAACUGCUGGCCAUGCCCACAGGUUCCUUGAAGAGACCAAUAAUCCCAUUAUGGAUUUGUGUCACGUUUAAUCUUUCAAGAGUUCUGCUCAGGAUCCAGCUUGCAUCUGGGCACCACAUUUCUGGAAGGAUGUGAGGAUCCUUGGGAGGAUGCAGAAUGGGGCACGAGGGGUUGGUUUAGUUAUGAGAUUAGGUUGAAGUGGUUCUACUUGGAGGACAGGAGAUGAGGGGAGAUUUGAUAAAGAUGCAUGAGAUUAUGACAGGCAUCAGGCACAAUAUAAAGCUGUGCCCAUUAGCUGAUGGUACAAGAACCAGGGCGCACAUUUAAGAUUUUGUGAGCAGCUGCAGGGGACUGUGGCAAUCACCUGGAACUUGCUGCCCACGAGGGUGUUGGAAGUGGAAAUGAUUAAUGAUUUCAAAGCAAAGUUGAAAGGUGAUUCAAAGGAAAUGAACACACUGGGCUAUAGGGAUCGAGCUUGGGAAUGGGACUCAUUGAAUUGAGAGCUGGCACAGACUCAGUAAGGCACAGGAGGAGGCCAUUUGCCCUAAACAACUCAUUUUUGUAUAUUCAAUGAUGGAACAUUCACAGCCUUCUGCGGUAGAGAAAUCCAAAGAUUAAUAAGCAUUUGAGUGAAGAAAUUUUCUCAUCUCAGUCCUAAAUAACCAUCCCUUUAGGCUUGUCAGGGUCAGCCCUGCCAAGCCCUUUCAGAAUCUGGGUCCUUUGAUCAAUGAUAAGGGAGCAGGCUCAUGUCCAUUCUUCCAUUGUCUACAUAUAGCUGGUGCCCAAUAUCAACAAUUGAACAGAAUUAUUAAAAGUCCCAGCAGAAGGGCUGUGACCUCCAGUUCAGGAUAAUCAACGUACAGGUGACACACCCCUCCCAGUGGUGGAACCCCAUCCAGAACAGGCAGACAGCUGACAUCUUCCUGCCACUCCUGCUUCCAAACCCCUCAGCAAUUGCAGGCAACAUCAAAGGAGAAAGCCAGAGUCAAUGGGAACAGCAUCACCUUUUACAAUCCCAAAUCCUCUUCACUGGAUCCUCAGAUUCACGAGGAAGGAGCCAAUAACAGCCAAGCACAGCUCCUUGAUAUGAAUCUACCAUGUUGCCAACCUCACAAAGUUGUGAAGAGUUUGAGAAGCAGUUUUGGGAGAUAGUGAUAGCAGAACCUGCUGUUUUCUCAGGAAGGAGAUAGUUGCCUUGGGGUUGGAGGUAGAGAGUCCAUGGUUUAAGAGCCAGCAUGAGUUCUGAACAAACAGAAUGGCCACUGCCCAGUGUCUGGGUAGCCCAGAGGAUAAGAAGAAUGAUUCAGUUGUUUUGUUUCUGUUCAUUUGUACAGUUUAAUUCUUGCUCUGAUGGUUCUCUUGUUCAUCAGGUUCCUGUCGGUUACAUAGGUGCCACUAACCAGCUGACUAUUUUACAGCCUGUCUUAUUUAAAAUUGUAAAACUUUUCUUUUUGGAAUAAAAUAAUUUUUAAAAAGAAACAAAACAAAGUGGAUUCCUCACCAGAUUUAUUCAACACCUGCCAAAGGAUUGUUCUUAACAAACUCCAAGCCAGCAGGAGCCCCUGAUUGCUCUGUCAGCCUGAGAUCAGUCUUGGAACUGACUGCCAGCUUCACCUCACUUAGGGGCUGCAAUCCAUGCUGUCCACAGGUCAACACUGCUUUGGCAAAGUUGUAAAGGCUGGCCACACUCUGCCAGGGCAGAGUGGGGAGGUUUUAGGAAGGGCGGGGGAAGAGCGUGAACGAGUGAUGGAAGCAUAUUCUCAGUACAUUCCCUGUCCGUUCUCACCUAGUUUUGACUUCACGUGGCAACACUGCUUUCCUUAGAGGAUCCUAUUUCAGAUCUGUGAUCAACCUGCUGUUUCUCUACUUCAUGGGGAUGGAGACAUCUCCCUUGAACCCUAGCCAUUGGGAUGGGUGUUUUUGAAAUCCUCUCAUGUUACUGCUAGUCACAUUCGAUGCUCCAAAAGCUUCUCUUGGCUCAUAGUCACUGUGACACAGUCCAGUGGCUGAGCUGAAAGAGGCAAACUCAAUGCCCUUUACCCCUAUGUCAUGAGGUUGUUCACUCAUUAAUCUGGUUAAAGAGGAACCUCAACCAUUUAUCACUAACUGAUUAGAAUGUGCCCCUAAGCAGCCUUCAGCUGCCUGAUUGUGUUUAAUGAGUGCAAGGUUUUAAAAUCAGUCGCUGGUUCUAGGUUGGGUGAUGGUAAAUAGGGACCGAGAAACCGGACCUGGUUAACAACACAAGGCCUCAUCACCAGCCGAGCACUGGCUGCCUGGGUAGUGAUGGCCAACAACACCUGGCACCCAUUACAGGGCCUUUAAUCCCUUCAGGUGGGUUUCCACUCCAGGAAUGGUUCCUCGGUCCCACUAUGGAUUUGCUCUUCCCUAAAUUACUGCUAUUCCUUCUCCGAGUGAAUCUGUCAAACAUUUCAAUAAAUACUUUUAGCAUAAA